AUGGCGACCUCGACUUACCGAUUCCUCCUCUCUUUCACAAUCCUCGGUCUUCUCGCGAUCGCCGCCACUGCACGACCCUGUAAAACCCUAUUUUUCAUAUCCACCACCUCAUACUACCCCAUUGAUCAAAACCCUAAUGUCCCCCUCCGAAACCACAACAAACCUGGAUUCCUCACUUUCUUCUACACCGAAGUCCGUGAAAUCCACCCCAAACCCACUAUCUUCAUCGAUCGCACCGAUAUCGCUGUCCAAAAACGCCCAAUUGUCCCCGAAUUAUAUUCUUCCGUGACCAAUUCCGUUCGUGACCGAACCAAGGAUAUUAUGAGCGUUGUUGGAGCUUUGCUAUUCGGCGUUGGCUGUGGAGCUCUUACUGCCGCGACUAUGUAUUUGAUUUGGUCUCUCUUUACUCCGAAUCGCUUCGAAUUUGGGGAUUCUUAUGAGGAUUUUGGUGACGAGAGCAAUGGUGGAGAUGAUGUCAGCGCUAAGAAGAUGGGUUAUGUGACGAUUCCAGCUAUUCCCGAUGCUGUUAAGCCUGCCAAACAGUUGGUGUGAAAGGUUGGGAAUGGGAUUGAUUUGGUGUCUUGGGUUUCAGUUGUAACUUGUGCUUCUCAGAUUACAGUGACAAAAUAUAUGGGCAGCAGUUCAACAGAUGUACUUCACAUUUUAGUGGGGACCCAUGGUGCUUAUACCUUGCAUGAUUUUCUUUAGAGAUAUGGGAUGAGACUUCAUGUUAAAUACUUAUAGAUAGAUUUUCAUCUUUAUACAAUGCACUGUUUAUGUAGUUCACUUGUUAGUCUUUGGGUAAUAUUUCUGGCAUCCUUUUUCAAUGUAAGCAAAGGACAUUUGAUGUGCUUUGCCAUCGAAUUUAGUGUCAUGUGUGCAUAGUUUCCUAGCUAUUUUAUUUUGCUUUUGGUGGUAUGCUAUUUUUCAGUUUUAUCCCUUAUGUUGCUGAAUUCAU
This is a messenger RNA of Ilex paraguariensis (yerba mate), 958 nucleotides long. Lineage: Eukaryota; Viridiplantae; Streptophyta; Magnoliopsida; Aquifoliales; Aquifoliaceae. The record is from the annotation of a GenBank genome assembly.